This is a messenger RNA of Colletotrichum acutatum, 555 nucleotides long. RefSeq lists its product as uncharacterized. The transcript is spliced from 2 exons. The coding region runs from base 1 to 555 and encodes 184 amino acids. NCBI's taxonomy places the organism in Eukaryota, Fungi, Ascomycota, Sordariomycetes, Glomerellales, Glomerellaceae. The record is from RefSeq and is a predicted model, not a curated record.
AUGGUUUUCGUUUUCGAAGUGAGCCUUGAGUAUCGGUCGUUCUUCGCCCCCACGAGCUCAGAGUCUGUCGCCGAGAUACCGAAACUUGCCUGCGCCCUCAAUCGCACCGACAUCAGCUCUGUCCCGGCACUUCGAAAUCACAGAUCAGGACGCAAUAUGAUACCAGGAUUGCACAAGAAAUUCACUUGGGGCCCGUCAAGGACGAACACAAACGAUGCAGCCCAACAAGGCAGCGCAAAUUCGGCGACCCCCCAGCAGCUCCAAAGAUCUCAGACCAUGCCGAAACCUCCCAGCGGCUGGGUCCCGGAGCAAGUAAUGGCAUACAACCUGCGAUGGGACAAGCUACGAGAAUGGCUGAUGAAGCGCUUCGAAAACGAUAUCGACAUCAGCGCGAUAGGUGGUGGCUUUAGCGAGAAAAAGACAUUGAAGCAUUUGAGAGGCGAUCGCUAUUACUUCCACACGCCUCAGCGCCUUACAAAGGUCAGUGAAUUCUAUGCUCCAUUACGAUACAUUGUGGUGGCAAGCCUUACUACGUGGCAUUCUGACGUCGAGUAG